Purpureocillium lilacinum is the source of this 4095-nucleotide messenger RNA. Lineage: Eukaryota; Fungi; Ascomycota; Sordariomycetes; Hypocreales; Ophiocordycipitaceae. The record is from RefSeq and is a predicted model, not a curated record.
AUGACCAAGCUUAACAAAGCCCGUUUGGACAAGCCUGCCCGCAAUGAUUACAAGCUGAAACCCGGCACUCGGACAUCCAAACGUAGCGUUGAAAAGCCUCCACCUCUGCUCAAAAUUACCGAUGACCUAGCUCGAGCUGCGGCCCUUGUGGCUGAACUGGAUGCAAGAAAUAAGUCAUCGAGUCAAUCUAAGCCAGUUGAGAAGAGAGCAGGGUCCUUCUGGCUCGGCAAUUUGGAUCACAAAGGCUCAGUCCCAUGGGGUGACGACAAAUCGUACCAGGUUUUCCGAAAUGUUAUAGACUACGGAGCUGAUCCUAGUGGUGCAAGCGACUCGACCAAAGCAAUCCAGAAAGCCAUCGACGACGGCAAGCGAUGUGGCGCCGGCUGUAACGGGUCAACGACCAAGAAUGCCAUAGUUUACUUCCCGCCUGGUAAAUAUCUAGUUUCCAGCUCCAUCGCCGUGUACUUUGGUACGCAGAUGAUUGGUGAUGCCCUUGAGCCACCGACAAUUCUUGCCGCAAAGAGCUUCAUCGGCCUCGGGGUCCUGUCGACAGACGUAUACGUCGACAACGGUGGUAGUGGCCCAGACGGGAAUGCUCUAGAGUGGUACGUCAAUACGGCUCGCUUUUACGGUCAGAUUCGCAACUUCAAGAUCGACAUCACUGCAACCAGGGCCAGUGCCUACGUUGCUGGAGUGCACUAUCAAGUUGCACAGGCCACGACCAUUGAGAACGUCGAGUUUAUUGCAGACUCCAGCACGACUCAGCAGGGGAUGUUUGCGGAAAACGGCAGUGGCGGUGUCAUGUCGGAUCUCACAUUUAUAGGCGGAAAUGUUGGAAUAUACGGUGGAAGUCAGCAGUUCAGUGCCGCCAGGAUUACCUUCAACGGUUGCAAUACUGCGGUGCAGCUUAUCUGGGACUGGGGCUGGGUUUGGAAGAGCAUCACAGUCAACAACGCCAAGGUGGGCUUCCGGCUUUAUAACGACGCAGCUAGCGGACAAGUCCCUGGAUCUGCAACAUUUGUGGACUCCACGUUUUCGAAUAUAAAGGAGGCUGCAAUCGAAAUGGCUACUCCCGCCGACAAAAGCGACUCUGGCUUUACAGGGCUGGUCCUGGAUAAUGUAAAUCUGGGAGGUCAAAUCAAGGACUACGGGAGCUCAAAGGAGAUACUCAAAGCUGGCUACUACAAGAAUUAUGUCAUUGGCACCGUGUACAAAAAAGGGCGAACAUGGACCGAGGGACCCAUGGAUUACACCCGAGAAAAAUCACUUCUGGGUGCAUCGGUCUCAGGCCUCGAGGUGGAUCCGUACUUCGAGAGACCGAGAAACCAGUAUACGGACAAGUCAGCGUCCGAUUUCGUCCACCUCAAAGACCUAGGCGCGAAAGGCGAUGGCAAGCAUGACGAUACCUCUGCCAUACAAAAGGCAUUCGACAAAUACGCAGACGGCAGCAAGAUCAUUUACGUCGACGCAGGAACCUACAUUAUUAAGAAGACUGUCACAAUCCCAGUUGGCGCAAAAAUCGUGGGCGAAACAUGGUCCCAGUUCGCUGCCCGCGGUGCCAACUUCGCAAAAUUCAAGGACCCCGUUCCCAUGCUCAGAGUUGGCAAGCCGGGGGACGUUGGCACAGUUGAGAUCCAGGACUUGAUCUUGACCACCGCCGGCCCGGCCCCGGGUGCCAUUAUGAUGGAAUGGAACAUCCAAGCAAAGAACGCCGGCGACGCAGCGUUAUGGGACGUCCACGAGGCAUCAGGAUACUUUGACAACUUUUGGGGCUGGGUUGCCGAUCACCAGAUCGACGACCCCGACCUCAAUGAUGCUCGCAACAACUUGACGCAGCUUUCUGUCUAUAGUGCUCGUGGCGUACUCAUCGAGAGCCAAAAGGCAACGUGGUUGUACGGAACAGCCUCGGAACAUAAUGUGUUCUACCAGUACAACUUCCACGGCGCCAGGAACAUCUUUACUACCUUCCUGCAGACUGAGUCCCCAUACUAUCAGCCAACGCCAAAGCCACCCGACCCGUUUAAGCCUGCCGUGGGCCAGUUUCCCGGCGACCCCGACUAUGCUUGCGGGGGAGGUGAUGCGAUCGGCUGUGAUGCCUCAUGGGCUGUCAUCAUGAAAAACUGUCAAAACGUGCACAUUGGUGCUGCCGGGACCUAUUCAUGGUUCACUACGUAUACGCAAGAAUGCGUGGAUACGAGAAGCUGUCAAAAGUCCCUGUGGCUCGUUGAUGACAACUACGACAACAAUCGCGUACAACAGCUCAUUACCAUUGGGGCACAGAACAUGAUUGUUAACAGCACCGGGGAGUCAAUCACAUCAGAGAGAAACCUGGCUGUUACAACUCAUCCAAAGUGGUCGCACAUCAGCUUGUAUGAAGUGCUAUCGAUUGGAGCCCCUCCGCCACCUCCGCCACCUCCGCCGCCGCCGCCGCCCCCAGAGGGAACAUGCGACAAGAAGGACUACUGGUACUACACGCCCGAUUGGACUCCAGGGUCCGUCGAGUACUUGAUAGGACUUACGUCGGCAGGCACAAAGCUUGACAAUUCCCGCAAUGCCAGCGAGAUUUAUCCAGCCUACGUCACGAUCGUUAAUCUCACGCCCUACAAGUUCGUUCACACCGGCGGUCCCACGCCAUACCAGUUUGCGAAAUGGGAUUUUGGAGACAUUCCUUCCGGCAAGUCGAGGGAGAAUCGAGGCGAUUACGACCAAACAGUGGGCACCUUUACCGACACGAAUGGAUACGCGAAUUAUCGCAUUGACGGCACAAAUAAGACCUUUGUAAUCCACAUGACAACCAACAUGGAUGAUCUGGAGUAUCAACAGCGAGUCUGGUUCGAUCUUCAGGGCAUGAACAUGGGCGCCAGGGAGUACGAAAUUCCGGGAAAGCAAGCACCCGUAACGCUCAUCAUUGCCGGGAGCGAGGAGUAUGGUUAUACCAGCUCUCUUGACUUCAGCAACUACGCUUGGAUGAGAAGCUUGUACGACGUUAUAAAGGAUCGUCAGCUGCGCCAUGUGGUUGUCCCGGGCUCACACGAUGCCGCCAUGAGUGAGAUAAGCACAAAAGGUUGGUGGAAUUGGGGUUCCUCGGACAACACGGAGACCCAGACCCUCGAUCUUUACAACCAGCUACGAGUUGGCGUGCGUUACUUUGACAUGCGCAUUGCGAGCGUUAAUGGUGGCGCGUUCUACGGUGCUCAUGUAGACAAGGAACUCAGUGAUAACCCCAAAGGGGCCACUGGCGCGUCUCUCGAUGAUCUGAUCGCCGGCGUGAACCGGUUUACCAACGACUAUCCAGGCGAAGUAGUCAUUUGGUGGAUCAGAUACAUGAUCGACCUCAGCGAUGACUCUGAUCGGUACUGGAGCAUUGCCAAGACGAAUGAAUUCUUCGACAAGCUCGAGAGCAUCCACAGUCGAUGCCCGCCGGAUAUGUCAAACUCUACUAGUUUUGACAAGUUGCGCAUGAAAACCUUUAUGGAUGCCAACAGCGGAAAAGGCUGCGUUCUUCUUCUCACAGAUGGCGCGCGGGACCCCGCUCUCGGUGACAAAGCUCCCAAAGACCGUCCCAGGUCAGGCAUUUAUUAUGCCCCGGAGUAUCUCAACCGCAAAGAUGUCUGGGCCGAAGAGGCGCUGCCUCGGGAUACUGCGCCAAAAGAGGUAGAGGCGCUCUCAAGCGUGACGCGAAAUGGCGCUGACACAGACAACAACGUGUACUACAUUAUGCAGUGGCAAUGCACGUCAUUCGGAAGCAUACAGAAGAUUGCGGUCCUGGAGUCGAACCCAUCGCUUUACCACUACGGCCUCAACUUUAUUACGCCCAUGAGAUUCCCGACGGUUAUUUUGCACGACUCGGUUGGCUUGUCCAAGAUCGACAAGAUCACGGAGAAAUACUAUGAUGCCACGAUGCAGACACUGGUCAUCGGAUUAAACCUCUACAUGGUCAGCCAGAAUUGCGACGUUAGUCCGGCCAAGAACCCGCUGGUCAAGAAGCCAUCGGCAUCGGGGUCUGCGGCGUCGAACACGCUGGGCGGCUUUCAAGGCAUCAUCUUUGCGAACGGCACAAGGCUUGACCAUAUACCGCCAGGUUUCACGGUGUAG